This is a messenger RNA of Diabrotica balteata, 1248 nucleotides long. Lineage: Eukaryota; Metazoa; Arthropoda; Insecta; Coleoptera; Chrysomelidae. The record is from the annotation of a GenBank genome assembly.
GUUUCCAUUAGGCAACUAAUUGACAGAUCUCUUUGUCAAAUAGUUUUAAAUACGAGAAUUAACUUUUCAUAUAUCUAGUUUAUAAACAUUUAGGAUUGCGUAAAAUAUUAACUACUACACAUGAAUAAAACAGUAAAUAUUAUAUAUCCAAGAAGAAGACAAACUGCUAAAGACGUAAAAGUUAUAGGUUUACAAGAACCGGUAAGAAGAACCAUGUAUGAUAUAGUAAAAGACAACUUUAGGACUAUUCAAAGAACUGAUUUCCUCAUGCGUCUCAUAUACAUCGGAGAACAUACUUUUUCAAAAUCGGAUAACACGCUGAAUGAUUUUUUUUUAGAAACUGUUACAAGGGCCAAUGACAAUUUCCAGUGCAGCGAAAAAAUAACAGGCCUUUUAGUGCGGUAUGCUAAACAUUUUAUUCAUGUUUUAGAAGGGGAUGAGAUUGCUAUUCAUCUGCAUUUAAAGUAUUUAUAUAAAAGCGAAACCCAUCUACAGAAGUUAAAAAACAUGAAAUUACUAGUACAGAUUAAUCAUUGUCAUUCGAGACUAUUGAGCGACUGGCAAACAUACACUGCAAAUCCCUCGAUGUUACUGGAAACCAUCGAUGCUGAAAAUAUUCAAGAGGAGACUGGUCGGCAGAUUUUUGUAUGCGUCAAAAAAAUGUAUGAUCUGGUCGAGAAAAUGUCCGUGAGAUCUAGUGGAAUAAUGAGAAGUAGUGAACUGGGAUCAUUUCAAUUAGAUAGUAUGUCCCUUCGAGAAAGGAGCAGUCUGUAUGUCCGAUCUAGUAUGAUAGGGGGUUCUCUCAACUACGUUGAAUAUUAUCAAAAAGAAUUACCAGAAAUAGAAAGACUAGAAUUUUUAUUAAAAUCUCCAUUUCCUAUCGACCUUACAGCGUUUAAGGAAAUAUUUGGAGUUGUACCUCAGAGGGAUAUCUACAAAGACAAGGUGUGGCCGGUUCCAGCGGAUUUUAUUCCAUACGAUAUUUUUGAUCAGCUUUACGACAUUAGACUUGAUAUGCCAAAGCCUGGAGUUAAGGAGGUUUCAAAUUCUGACGUGGAGGAGGAACAUUUAUUAGAGGUAGAUGACGACACAAAUGAAGAAAAAACCGAUUAAUAUAAAAAUAUUAAGUAAUAUCGGCAGUAGAAUUUUACAGAUCCUCAAAGAUAAAUAUACUAAGAUAUCCAUUUUGGUAAUCUAUAUUAAUUGUUUAUUUUAAUGCAGGAUAUAAAUAUAUGUAAAUGUUUUAUA